Seriola aureovittata is the source of this 7159-nucleotide messenger RNA. Its product is annotated as genetic suppressor element 1-like. The transcript is spliced from 16 exons. NCBI's taxonomy places the organism in Eukaryota, Metazoa, Chordata, Actinopteri, Carangiformes, Carangidae. The record is from RefSeq and is a predicted model, not a curated record. The coding region runs from base 1878 to 5402 and encodes 1174 amino acids.
UGUCUGUUUGCAUGUCUGAAUUAUGUGCACAUGCAUAUGUUAGUAUGUUUGUGUUUGUCUUUGUGUGUGUGAAUGACAUGGAUAAAUAUCAGAGGAAGAGCCUGUAAAAAAAGAUUGUAGAAAGAAGGAAGAAAGAAAGCAAGAAACAGAGAGGAGAUUAUAUGUGUUGGCUUUUGUUAAAUAAGCUCCAGUAUGCUGAGAUAAACGAGAGAGAGGAGGGAGGGAGAGAAAGAGUCGAUAGAAACUGUCUUAUCAUCGCUCCCUGGACUGCUGGGCUCAGCAGAGACAGAGAUAUAGACGCACACUCACACAGCCUGUCAGGAUCUGAGCUUUUACUCUCUUCAUCUUUCCCUUUCUGUCUGUCAGUUUCAAUUUCAAUUUCCUUUAUUGACAAGACAUGCAAAUAUAUAAGUGAAGCCAAAGAAAUAAAGAAAAACAGAGAGUAAAGAAAAGAAAUAAUGACUACAAUAGAAACAAGAUAAUAAGAAAAGAACAUCUUGUGUACACUGUAAUCUUCUAAUGUAUGAAGACAAUCAUGUCAGAAGCUGCAUGCAUGUUAAUUGUAUACAUAACAUAUGUUAUAUAUCUCAUCCAGUGCAGUUAGAUGUAAGUUGGCAGCUUAUUUGUUAUUUGUCUGUGUUCUUUUGCAGUAGCUGGUAACAAACUGAGGAGAGGAAGCUUUUUCAUCAGCUGGCAGGCUGUAAAACCUGGAAUUUCAAACUUUGAUAUUUAGCUCAUAAUGAGUUUCAUAUUUUGGGCAUAUGCAGAGGACGUGUCUGCAGGUGGCAGUGGUUGUGGAUGUGUAUCUCUGAUGGUUAAGAUGAUUUCAUGUAGAAACCUCUGUCCAUUUCCACUUCAUGUACCCUUACUUUGAAAAUUGGCUUUUGUUAAUUUUCUCUCCCUUUCCUCACUGUUUCUUUCAUAUACCUUCUUCUCUCACUCUGUCGCUCUACAGCUCCCUCUGCAUGUUUGUGCUCACGUGUGUGAAGAUGGCAGGUAUCUGCGCUGACAUCUUGUAAAUAUGAGAUUUAUUACACUUUCAGCUAACAAACUCUGAGAUCUGACUUUCCUUUAUUCUUCCGAUUCUUCAGAAUCAUCCAUGUGAUGUGCAGAACAUUGAAUAAUGGUGUUCAAUGUGCAUAUAUGAAUUUUUCAUGAGUGUGUCCACUGCUUUGGCUGUUUGUUUGUUCCUCCUGUGGUAAAUGUGUGUGUAUGUAUACUUGAAAGGUAGUUGUGUGUGUGUGUGCGUUGUGGUGGUAAUGAGGUCAUUGCUGUAGCAGGCAGGGGGGCUGCUGGCUAAUUCCAGCUGUAAUUAACAUUAGUGGGUCAGUAAGAGGUUAGAGGGUGAAGACAAAGGUUACUCCAACCAUGUUUGCUCCAAGUGUGUCCACUGCUCAGUAGAUCGAUAGGUGUUAGUUGUGUCUGUGGCUGUGCGUAUUUAUUUGUGUGUGUACAUGCAUGUAUUUGUGAGGGUGUAAAAAUACCUAAUAAUGUUUACGUGUAGACACGCCCGAGGUCUUAAGAUGUGUUGACUGGCUCCCUUGAGGAAAUGGACAUGUGUGCACUCAUGUGUGUGAUUUGCUAUUAGGGUCACCGCUCUAUUUGACACAGCUCUACUCCCUCCACUCUGUCUCUAGUGGAGCUGACCCACGCUUAUACACUCACAAUGAUGUCCAGACACAAAGGGAGGAACACACACACACACACACACACACACACACACACACACACACACACUUGUCCAAUUUCUUUGACUACUUGUGUAUGACAAGUUUGACUCAUUCAAGUUAAAUGAGAUGCCAGCUGUGUUCACAAACUGACGCUUUUUCAUACAAACUGAUUCAAAGCAGAAACAUAAUUUUUCGACAACAGGAGGUAUGAACCAUGACUCCAAUAAAUCAUCAUCAUUAGGAAUGAUCUCCACGGCAACUCGCACCACGGCUACUGUCAGUCCCCUCAGCCCGCUAACCAAUGGGAACGCAGUUGCCCAGUCUGCAAACUCGGGAUUCGCUGCUGCUCUUCGUAAACUGGCCAAACAGGCUGAGGAUCCCAGAGGUUCAGCCCUCAGCGGUGAGUCGUCUCCAGUCUCCUCCCCGGCCACCAGCCACAGCUCGCCAGUCACCACUCCAAAGCGGGGUUCUUUAGGGCCCCUCCUGGGUCAGACCAGGGGCCACGGUGUCCCCAGCACCCCUCCGGUAGUCACCAUUGCCCCCACAAAGACCAGCAACGGCCUGUGGAGGGCCGACGGACGACAGGUUGAGCCUGGUGUUCAGGGAAUCAGUCGGGAGAGGGUGGGUGCUGAGAACAGCCAGCAACAGCACGAUAAGAGGACUCCGCCCAUCCCUUCACCUCACCCACUGGCUCACCCCUUUGGCCUCACACCUAGCUCCAUCAUGCAAGAUCCCAGAAUACAGAGCCUUAGUUUGCCUGGGCAGAUGCACCCUGUGAUUCCUUCAGGUGCCGUCCCAGAGGAAUACCUGAGAGCACUCCGGCCCUUCGCCACCUCAGACGACCUUCGAUUGACCUCUUUACCCCUGAGCCUUGAUCCUGCUGCUGCUGCUGCCCAUGCUGCAGCUGCUGCUGCUUACUAUCAUCCUGCCUACCUGCACCACCCUUUGUCCUUACCAAGGAUGGAGGAGUCUCUGUGUCUUUCUGCGCUGCGGUCACAGUUCUACUCUGUGCCUGCAGGGGGCACCUUCCCUCCUCUACACCCCUCUGCCCUCCACUUGCACCUGCCUGGAGGCCGCUACCCUGGAGAAUUAAACCACACAGCGCUCGCUGAGAGGCUACAGAUGGAGAAUGAGCUCCGCCAGCGAGAGAGAGAGCAAGAGCGUGAACGAGAGAAAGAAAGGGAGCGCGAGGCAGAGCUGGAACGAGAGCGGGAGAGGGAGAGAGAGAGGGAGGAGGAGAGGGAGAGAGAGCGGGAGAGAGAGCUGGACAGACAGAAGGAGAAGCAGAGGGAGAGGCAGCAGCAGAUGGUCCGAGCGGCGGAGAGCCACUACCUGGCUGAGCUGCAGGCUCGGAGGGCGCCACCGGAGGACAGGGCCAGGCCAGGGGAGAGGCUGACCCCAAACAGACUGGAUAAACCCAAGGACUCAGAGCAUCCAGGUUUCCCAGCACCUAAACCUCUGCCCCUGCAGGCUGGCCUUCACUCUUCCAGGGGCUCUAUCCCACACCCAAUGCCCAGCCUGGUGCCUUCUCACCUGGGGAAGCAUCAUGCUGCUGCUCUGGCAGCCGCCAUGAUGACUCAAAGGGCCAACGAGGAGGCGUGGUUAGCACGGCAACGAGGACAAGGGCAGGAGAGGGAGGGUCCGCUGGAGCUGGGCCUCAGGUCACCAGGGAAAGGGGUGGAUCAAAGGAGAGACAUUUACAGAACCAAUUCAAUCCAUCACAACCCAGGCAGCAAAGAUGUACCCCCUUGCCUCGGUGCCCCACCUCCCCUUAUCUCCCCUAAAGGUCCCCAUCAUACUCCUGCAGCUCCAACUACACUGUGGAACCCAGCUUCCCUUGUUGACACACCUACAGACUCCCGCAGAAAACUCAACCCUCCUACACCACCAAGUCGACCGCCUCCGGGACUGACGAGAAACGACAGACCCUCGCUAAGCUGGGGGGAGAAGCUGGAAGACGGAGGCAGGAGGAGGGCAGAAGUCCCAGAGAGGUACCCCUCACUGAGGGCAGCUAGUUUACAGGAGUCCUGGAACAGGACUGAGCAGGACAGAGCCAUUCAGAGUCUCUACCACCGGCAUCACAUCAAUAACCUCCACCAGAGAUCCUGCGUACCUCUGUCGAUCCCCAGCACUGACCUGGGGGCACUGUGCCGGGAAGCCUCUCCGUCUCCGGUGAGGGAGCGACAGAGUCAGGCGCCCGACAGCAUGCUGGUGUAUGAUGAGGUUCUCCAGCAGCACCGUCGGCUGCUCAGCAAGCUUGACCUGGAGGAGAAGAGAAGGAAGGAGGCCAGAGAGGGAGGUUAUUACUAUGACCUGGAUGAGUCGUAUGAUGAGAGUGACGAGGAGGAAGUGAAAGCCCAUUUGAGGAGAGUGACAGAACAGCCGCCACUCAAACUGGACACGUCCUCUGAGAAAGUGGAUUUGCUACGUGUGUGUGGUCUGACCACGCUGGCCCAUCGCGAUGAGCUUCAGGCACAGAAGAGGAGGAAGAGGAGGAGGAUGAUGAGAGAGCGCAGCCUCUCUCCGCCGGCCGUGCGGGGCAAGAGAAAGGCCUCUUCACCUUCAACACCUACAAAUCCCUUAAGUACCCCAUACUCUGCCGAGCAGAUGGACUGCACCCCCGAACUGGAGGAGAAAAAAGACUUCCUCCUUAUGUUCAACCUUUCCCAUGUCAGCCCACAGCAGAGGAGAGAUAAGGAGAGGACAGAGGAGCUGCUGAGGGCCAUUCAGAGGAAGACUGUGACGUUAGACACUCUCAGAUAUAAUCCUUUACCUCCGUGUAGCAGUCCUCCUGCUCCCGCAACUGGUGACUCCUCCUCAGCCCCUCUGCCGUGUCAAUCAAAUGGACAUCUGUACCCAGACUCUCCCAGCCCUUCACCUCCUUACUUACAUAAACCUAAGCACCUCCAUAAUGACACAUUCAAACCCUCCAUGGACUCGCAGGUGGCCUGUGUUCCUCCACCCUUGGCCUCUCAUUGUGAAAAGGUUGAAUUCAUGGAGGCUCAGCCAAACAGGAAGCUCCAGGGGCUCCAGAACGGCGUUGUUGUUUCGCCUCAGAAAAAGGAGCUCAAUCUGGUGCAGAAUGGAAGGAAUCGACCCUGGGAGAGAUUCACACCUGAGGCCUUUGCUCAGCACUUCCACCAGGCUGUGCUGAAGUCCACACACAACACACUGCAGAACAAAGGAAUCUCAAAUUGUGUCCCUGAAGCUGGCGUGAAGGCUGAGCACUCAUUGGCUCACAACAUCUCUCACCCGAAACAUUCAAAUCUUACCCAUGCCCCUCAGCAUGCACACAUCAACGGCAAUCACUUCCAUUCUCCGGUGGCCAGGUGGGACACUGCAGCACCACGAGAAAACCUGUCUGAUGAGGACGAGGAAGAAUCUGGGCAGGAGGAUGAGGAUGAGGAGGAGGAGGAGGAAGCGGAAGAAGCUCCAAGGAAGUGGCAGGGUAUUGAAUCUAUUUUUGAGGCCUACCAGGAGUAUGUGGAUGAAUGGAGUAUAGAGAGGCAGGUUCUUCACAGUCAGUGUAAAAGACUCGAAGCACAAAACUAUAAUCUUACCAGAACUGCUGAGCAGCUCUCCCUCACUAUGGGGGAGCUGGUGAGUCAGAGGCAGAAAGUGAGAGAGGAGAGAGAGAGACUGCAGGCCCAGCUGGAGCACUUCAGGAGGUGUUUGACACUACCUAACAUUCACUGGGGCAGGGGGCAAGUCAACGGGCACACACCGAGGUGACCUCUGACAACGACUCUGAUGGAUUCGCCUCUGACAGCAAAGGAGAAGUAACAAGAACAAGAUGGACUGGAGCCAGGCCACUCUCUGCACUUGAAGCACUUGAAGGAGCCAAUCCUUGUCUUGUUACCUUUUCUGGCCAAUCAGUUAUGUUACCUGACUGGUUCCAGGUUUAAUUGAUUACCUGCCAUGUUUGCCACAGUAACAUCAAUCCACCAUGACCAUAUAGUCUGGGCAUUCCCACUUUCUUUGUUGCUCUGCCGAUGGACUGUAACAAUACUGUGUAGGCAAAACAGCGUCUCUGUAACGCUAACCACUCCCACUAGUCCCUGAGUUGGCUUUAAGGACUUUCCACCAUUUAACUCAUAUCAUAUCAAUUUCUGUGUAAACUGUAUUGAUCCACACUAAUGAGAUGUAUCACUUGGCACAAAUCUGUAGCCUCUCUGGACAGCAGUGAGAAGAGACUAAGUGUGCAGAGGUCACUUGGUUAAAACUCAGAGAAUGAAAAUUGAGUCAAGGAAAUCAAAGCACACCUCAGGCCUUAAACUUGACAGGAUGCACUUGAAAUGGAAUUUGAGGAAAUACUUGACCGUCCUCCGUGUGGUAUAAUGUUGUAGUGUCUACUGAGUACUGUAUCUGACAGAUGAAGCAGUUUUUGUGCUGGUAAUGGUUUUACAGAGGAUAGGAAACAUCUAAAAGAUAAUAUCUAUAUAAUGGCAAAUGGUAUCAGUGAAGUUUUUUUUUUUUGAGGUUUAAUACAUUUUCCAUUGGUAAUGUCACUUGUGAUAGACAAAGAAUUUUGUAUGUUUUAUUGUUUUAACCAUUUCUUGUGGGAAGCCAUAUGUUUUGAUUGAACUGCUGCUGGUCAGAAUCAAAAUGUUUAGAAAAUAAAGGGUGUUAGGACAGUUGUAUUUGGAAAUUGUCAUGUGAUGUCAAAAUGUUUAGGAGAGAACAAAGAAGAAAUAGGGAUGAAAGACAACAUGGCAACCGUCAGUAAUUGUUAUGGUUGUCAUUACCAUUGUUCAGAUGGCCCAGAGUCUGUCUCCUAAGCCCUUCACAUGCCUACAAAUGUCAACAAAACUUGAAGAGAAAUAAAAGUUUGGAUUUGAUUUCUUUGAUUUGACACUACACGUGUAGUUAGAUAAUUGAGUGAGACUACAGUACUUUUAGAUAUUCUGUCCAACCAUACAAAUGUUUUCGCCCUACCUGAAGGUGAUCUCAUAUGGCAUUAUUUAGAAAAACUAAGUUUCAAUUAAGGAGAUAGAAAAACUAAGUCAUUAUUCACCUUCACUUCAGGACUAUGUCAGAACAUAUAAACAGUGUCUUUUCACUUGAUACUCUUAGAGUACUUGAAAUUCUGUAAUUGUUUAUGGGCAACAUAGACUUCAGAAUGACACUAUCCUUCUGUGGAUAACAAACUACACCUUCUGUGGUCUUUGGAUGAGAUUUAUUUUUGUUCAAACCAGAUAAAACAAUGUCAGAAAAUUCAUAAUUUCUGCCUGUUUGCCUCUGAAUAUUGAAAAUCCCAGGAGACCUUUCCUACAAGCACAAACUAUAAUAACAACUUCCCCAAAUCACCUGACCUCCCUCCAUCACCUGCUCAGUCUCCUCUACAAACUUGCUGUGAAAUCCUGCAUAUUUGUUUCAAUCAGUUGUUAUGUAAUGUAUUAUUUGGGCUGUAUAAUUGCAAUGAAUUAUUUAUUAACAUAUAUUGCUGUACAUUCUGAUGGAAAUUUACAUUAAAAUAUUUGUAAAAUGUC